GAUCCUUGAGUCUUUGAUGUGCCUUGUGAAUCUGGGUGGAGGGGCUGGGGGUGUAGCAUCUCCCUAAUACUUGACUAUAGGACCUGUUCUACCAGCAAUAGGUAUGGGCAUCUUAAGGGACCCGGUUUGAAAAAGGCUGAUUUAAGCUAAAGAAAGAGGGGGAUCUUUUGUAGAAAGAUGCAUCCUGAAAAAUACGUUUUGUUGGCUUGAGCAAGCUAAAGAUGCUUCAUGGAAAAGCAUGGCAGGAUCAGGCAUCAGAGCCCUCGGGCACAAAGGACCCCCUGAUGCCCGUUCCCGAGGGGGCCUGGGGUGUGUGCUGUCUCCAUUUCCUUUGUGUUUGUUAAAAUGACGGUAUGACAGCAUUAAUGAUCAGAAUCAGACAUUGCCUCUCCCACAGGCAGUCCUGCCAUCUGGCCAUCUGAGUCCAUGUCUCUCUUACAGCCCUUGUCCACCAGGGGCUGGCUACAUGUUCAGAUCUUUGCGACCAAGCCUGGGCAUCGUUUUAUGUAUUUAUUUUCUUCCCUACUUACUGUUAUUUUGUAAGACAUUUUUAUGUGGCUGUAUUGUCCUCUUAAUUACAAUUUUGGUUGCUUAACAAUUUUUUUCAAGUGAUUCUGCUCCUAAUGCAGACAUUUUAAAGCUGCGCGUGCAAACCCCAUGUGUAUUUUCCUUCCUUCAGAUUCUUUUCUUCUAAGUCGUUUCUGGGGGGUGUUAAGUGGUGUGGGUGUCUCUUGGCUUUGGCUGCUCCUUGCCUGGGGCCUAUAGGAUGUCUCCCUCUGAGAUGUGAGGUUUUGAAACGUCACCCCUGACCUGUGGCGUUAGACGGGGGAGGUGAAGGUCCAGAUUCGUUCUGACCUAACAGCUCCUCUGGAUCUGGUUCCCUGUCUCUCUUCAUUUCUCUCCCCUGUCACCUUCUCCCAGCCUCUGCUCUGAUGGUGUCCAGCUUCCCCUUCUCUCGGCUAUAGGACGUGGUUAUCUCUAGACAGCUAUGCUCUUCCUCUUUGCAGGCCAGGCCUUUGCUGUUGCCCUGAUCUCCGCCACCACAGACUAGCAGUGGUGUGUUGGGGUUCCUCUGUCCUAACCAGCUCCCUCCCACUCAACCCCCUAACGGUGAGAGGGGCCCAGGAAAGGCAGGGUCCUGGUGUGGAGGGAAGGAGGAAAUCGGUUUCGCAGUUAAGGGGCCACAGAUGUUCUUUACUGCCCGUUACGAGCAUGCCUGUCUCCUUCCUGUCUGUCAUGAAUGCGACCCACGUGCUGCAGAGAAGACCUGGCAGCAAGCCUCCAGGGCAGUGCAAACCUCUCUGGUACCUAGAAUUAAGGCACUCAGAGCUGAGGAGGCCUUGGGGACCGCUUAGUCUAGUCCCUUUUUCUCACAGCUGAGAAAACGGGCAGAUGCGGAGAAUGUCUGUCCCAAGGUUGCGCAGUGAGUCCCUCCUCCCCCACAUUUGCUUCCUCUCCCUGCCAGACACCAACUGGGCACCGUCUCACCUUCAUCCGCAUCUGUUGGGCGGACAAAGCCACUUCUCUCUUUAAACCUUCCCUAAAGAAACCAUGGAGAUAGAUGGACAGGAAGCUCUUCUUCCAGAGCCACUCCCGGUGAGGUGGCUGUUGAAAGGAUGCAGUAUUCACCCAUUCCCUAAGUGUGAGGCUGCGUGUCCACCUGACACCCAGAUGGACAAAGAGAAGCGGAACAGCGUCGCAGGUUAAGGGUACAAAUGGAACCAGGUGCUGGGUUCAAAUCCCUGUGCAGAGGCUCAGAGAGGAACAGGACAGGGGAGCCACGGCUGAGAACGGCAUACGUCUCUGCUCACUGGCCAAUGAGCUCUCUGUGCCUUCAUGGUGUCAUCAGUAAAAGGGCAAUAAUAGGAUUAACAGAUGUAAUAAAUAUAAAGGCAGAAUGUACUUAAUAAGUGCUAUCUAAGUGUUAGAAAAAAACAAAACAGAAAGGCAGAGAAACAGAAAAGAAAGGCACUAACCAGGUGAUGUAGGCAGCCAGUGCUGGGAGUGGAUAGGGCACGCCUCUUACAGGAAUUGACUUUUCAGCUGGGCUGCGAAAGAUAAAGAGUAUUCCCGUCUCCAAACCUUUACAACAGUCCCCUCUUAUCCACAGUUUUACCUCCUGUGAUUUUACUUACUCAUGGUGAUCUGGGUGUGGAAAUAUUAAAUAGAAAAUUCCAGAAAUAAACAAUUCAUAUAUUUUAAAUUGCAUGCCACUCUGAGCAGCGUGAUGCAAUCUCCUGUGGGCCUGCUCUGCCUUUCCCGUGAUGUGAGUCAUCCCUUUGUCCGGCGUCCCCACGCGGUAGAUGCUUCCCACCGUUAGUCACUUAGCUGUCUCCGUCAUCAGAUCGACUGUGUCACAGUGCUUGUGUUCAAGGAACCCUUAUUUUACUUAAUAAUGGCCCCAAAGCUAUUCACAUAAUUUUUAUUCACAUAACUUUCAUUACAGUAUAUUGCUAUAAUUUUUCUAUUUUUCUAUUUCUAUUUUCAAUAUUAGUUAUUGUUGUUAGUCUCCCCCUGUGCCUAAUUCAUAAAUUAAACUUAAUCAGAGGUACACAUGUAUAAAAAAGUCAUAGUAUAUUGCCCAGCUGUGUGGCUCAGUGGUCGAGCAUCGACCUAGGAACCAGGAAGUCAUAGUUCUAUUCCCAGGCAGGGCAUAUGCCCGGGUUUUGGGCUCGAUCCCAGUAGGGGGCAUACAGGAGGCAGCCUAUCAAUGAUUCUCUCUCAUCGUUGAUGUUUCUAUCUCCCUCUCCCUUCCUCUCUGAAAUCAAUAAAAAUAUAUUUUUAAAAAAAUCAUAGUAUAUAUAGGGUUCAGUAUUAUCUGGGGUUUCAGGCUUCCACUGGGGGGUCUUGCAACAUAUUCCCCAUAGAUAUGGGGGUUGGGGGACUCCUGUAUUGUAUUUGUUGUGUCUUAUUCGAAGUUCCAGAGGACUUGGAAGACUGUGGAACCGUGAUUGAAAAUUCUUUCUUUUCAGCAAACGGCCUUGUUUCAUGUGAAGAGGAAUGCAGCCUGGGAUUCCCCAGGGCUCUGCUGUCAUCCUGUGGGACCUUAAGAUAAUCAUCAAACCCUUUGGGCUUCGGGCUUCCCCUCUGUGCAGUGGGAAUGAGCCGAGAUGCCGCGCCAGUUCCCCAAGCUGAACAUCUCUGAGGUGGACGAGCAAGUCCGGCUCCUGGCCGAGAAGGUGUUCGCUAAAGUGCUCCGAGAAGAGGACAGCAAAGAUGCCCUGUCCCUCUUCACCGUCCCCGAGGACUGCCCCAUCGGCCAGAAGGAGGCCAAGGAGAGGGAGCUGCAGAAGGAGCUGGCGGAGCAGGAGUCGGUGGAGACCGUGAAAAGAAAGAAAAGUUUCAAGAUGAUUCGGUCCCAGUCCCUGUCUCUGCAAAUGCCAACGCAGCCAGAUUGGAAGGGCCCCCCGACAACCACUCCAGCCAUGUCUCCUGCAACACCUGUGCCCCCUGGAGCCACUUGCCAGCUUGCACCAGCACCUUUUGCCAUGCCCGAGUACCAGCGGGUAACCAUCAGCGGAGAUUACUGUGCUGGGAUCACCGUGGAGGACUAUGAGCAGGCCGCCAAGAGCCUGGCCAAGGCCCUGAUGAUCCGGGAGAAAUAUGCCCGGCUUGCCUAUCACCGUUUCCCACGGACCACAGCCCAGUACUUGGGCCAUUCACGGGUGGAUGCAGCCUCUCCGGGGGAGGGCUUCCCAGAAUUCCACCCUCUCCCACUGCCCCAGGAAGACCCUUACCGUAUAGAUGAUGCUCCCCCCAACCUGGGCUACCUGGUCCGCAUGCAGGGGGGCAUCCUCUUCGUGUACGACGACGAGAAGAUGCUGGAGUGCCAGGAGCCCCACAGCCUGCCCUACCCCGACCUGGAGACCUACACAGUGGACAUGAGCCACAUCCUGGCCCUCAUCACUGAUGGCCCCACGAAAACAUAUUGUCACCGGCGACUGAACUUUCUGGAAUCCAAGUUCAGCCUUCACGAGAUGUUAAAUGAGAUGUCUGAGUUCAAAGAGUUGAAGAGUAACCCCCACCGAGACUUCUAUAAUGUGAGAAAGGUGGACACGCACAUCCACGCGGCUGCCUGCAUGAAUCAGAAGCACUUGCUGCGCUUUAUCAAGCACACGUACCAGACGGAGCCGGACAGAAUCGUGGCCGAGAAGCAGGGCCAGAAGAUCACCCUGCGGCAGGUGUUCGACAGCCUGAACAUGGACCCUUACGACCUCACUGUGGAUUCGCUGGACGUCCACGCGGGCCGGCAGACAUUCCACCGCUUCGACAAGUUCAACUCUAAAUACAAUCCUGUGGGGGCCAGUGAGCUGCGUGACCUGUAUUUGAAAACGGAAAACUAUUUGGGAGGAGAGUACUUUGCUCGGAUGGUCAAGGAGGUGGCCCGGGAGCUGGAGGAGAGCAAGUACCAGUACUCAGAGCCGAGGCUCUCCAUCUACGGCCGCAGUCCCGAUGAGUGGCUCAACCUGGCCCACUGGUUCAUCCAGCACAAGGUCUACUCUCCUAACAUGCGCUGGAUCAUCCAGGUGCCCCGGAUCUAUGACAUAUUUAGGUCAAAGAAACUGCUGCCAAGCUUUGGAAAGAUGCUGGAGAACAUCUUCCUGCCCCUUUUUGAGGCCACAAUCAACCCCCAAGAUCACCGAGAGCUUCACCUCUUCCUGAAAUAUGUGACAGGGUUCGACAGUGUGGAUGAUGAGUCCAAGCACAGCGACCACAUGUUCUCGGACAAGAGCCCCAACCCGGACAUCUGGACCAGUGAGCAGAACCCGCCCUACAGCUACUACCUGUACUACAUGUAUGCCAACAUCAUGGUGCUCAACAACCUCCGCAGGGAGCGAGGUCUGAGCACGUUCCUGUUCCGGCCUCACUGCGGCGAGGCUGGAUCCAUCACCCACCUGGUGUCUGCUUUCCUGACUGCCGACAACAUUUCCCAUGGGCUGCUCCUCAAGAAGAGUCCGGUGUUGCAGUAUCUCUACUACCUGGCUCAGAUCCCCAUUGCCAUGUCUCCUCUUAGCAACAACAGUCUGUUCCUCGAAUACUCCAAAAACCCUCUGAGGGAAUUCCUGCACAAGGGACUGCAUGUUUCCCUCUCCACCGACGACCCCAUGCAGUUCCACUACACAAAGGAAGCACUUAUGGAAGAAUAUGCAAUUGCUGCUCAAGUGUGGAAGCUGAGCACGUGUGACCUGUGUGAGAUCGCCAGGAACAGCGUGCUGCAGAGCGGCCUCUCACAUCAGGAAAAGCAGAAGUUUCUGGGACAAAAUUAUUAUAAAGAAGGACCUGAAGGAAAUGAUAUUCGAAAGACAAACGUUGCUCAGAUCCGGAUGGCAUUCCGAUACGAGACCUUAUGCAAUGAGCUCAGCUUCCUGUCUGAUGCCAUGAAAUCAGAACAGAUCACAGCCCUGACCAAGUAGGUCGAGCACUGGACAUGCAUUUUAACUUUCUGGUUUAAUUUCACAUCUGCUGUGAUUAACGGUGGUCAAGAUACCACACUAGGACUUUCCUCCUGGGAGAGGAUGCCUCUGAAGAAUCUUCAAACCAAGUGAUUUUGGUUGUACCGUUCACUUUAAGACCCGACAUGUCCACUUCUGUUAGUAUUUCUGAGUAAUAGGUGGUGACUGCUCCUUGGGGAUCUGGGAGAUAGACAGCAGUCUGUACUCAUUCCUAAUUUUCCAAAUAUUUCUCUUGAAACCGCUAGUACUUGCAUUGUUAGGGCCAGGAUCUUCCACGGAUCAAGUGGCUACUGACAUGGGGUCUGUGUGGUUUUCUGCCAUAGUCCGCUGUAGGCCGUACAGUCUUUGUGGUAGUUGUUCAUUUCGGCCUCUGGCUGCCUUAAACAAAAUCAAUUUCAAAGCUCCCUGUCAUAAGGAGCUACUUUGAGAGAAUUAAAAUAGAUAACUUCUGCUCUGGCCGAUGUGCUCAGUGGAGAGAGUGUCGGCCCCUGAACUGAAGGGUUGUGGGGUCGAUUCCGGUCAAGGGCAUGUACCUGGGUUGCAGGUUCCUUGCCCCAGUUGAGUGUGCAGGAGGCAACCAAUUGAUGUGG
Myotis myotis is the source of this 6043-nucleotide messenger RNA. It is a transcript of the gene AMPD3, whose product is annotated as adenosine monophosphate deaminase 3. Gene Ontology annotation, biological process: AMP metabolic process; IMP salvage. Lineage: Eukaryota; Metazoa; Chordata; Mammalia; Chiroptera; Vespertilionidae. The transcript has 16 exons. The coding region runs from base 3111 to 5414 and encodes 767 amino acids. Gene Ontology annotation, cellular component: cytosol. Gene Ontology annotation, molecular function: AMP deaminase activity. The record is from RefSeq and is a predicted model, not a curated record.